CUUAGAUUAGCCGAUCCUUUUUGUGUUUGUAUCUUUUAUUAUUUCUUUUUUUGCUUCGGACCAAUUAAAUUUAUGGUGUAAUUUUCAUUUUUCUAGCUCUAGUUCGAUACCGUUGCUGAUGGACUGUUUGUCCCCGAGAGUAUCAUCACCUCAGUAGUCUGUGCCUCGGUACUAGCAUGCUUGGUAACAUACUUAUGGAAUUUAGUUCUCCGUAGAUAAAUCAUUUUUAAAAAAUUAAGGUUUCAACUCCCUCAGGCAAAGUUUACCUUAGAUGGAUUUUUUUUUUGUUACAGGAUAAAUAAGCUUCCUAGCAACCAGAAAAUACAAAGAGACAUCAUAAACGAAGAAUCUUGUUUUUAAUCAUAUUUGCAAAGCGUGUGUUCAUGUUAUUUUUAGAACGGCCGUACGAUGGACUAAUUCGGAAAUUCCGUCUUUGUAAACCAUGUGUGCAGUCCCAUCGUCUUCGUAUAAACUUUUUCAGUUUUGUUCAACUGUCUUUUCUGUCUUGUUCUAUUUCUGCCAUGCAAUGUGUGACUCCUUCCUUUCUUGUUCUUGUUAAUUAUUGAAAUAAAGAGUUUGUUUUUAAAUAAAUAAAAAAAAACGGUCUGCAUUUGAAAAUAAAAGAAAACCUUCUGGUCUGAAUCUUCAUCUCUGAUGAUUUAAGGACUGGCUUUAAAACAUUAAAACUCAAAGUGAAUUAAGUUUAUCUCUAACUAAUAAUUGAUUGAUUGGUGUUUGCUUUACUCCGCCUCAGCACAAAAAGGCUAUAUCGCGGCGAUACUGAUAAUUGUACUAACGUAUUAAACUACUAGAAAGAUAUUUUACUAUUCAACAAGGCAGAAGGUAAUAUAAAAAUAAGAAGAUGUAGUAUAAUUGCCAAUGAGACAACACUCCACCAGAGACCGAAUGACAUAGAAGUUGACAACUAUAGGUCACCGUACGGCUUUUAAUAAUGAGCAAAACCUAUACUGCAUAGUCAGCUAUAAAAUGCCUCGAACUGACAAAUGUAAAACAGUUCAAACGAGAAAACUAACGGCCUGAUUUAUGUACAAAACAAUGAACGAAAAACAAAUAUGAUAUACAGCCACAAACGACAAACACUGAAUUACAGGCUCAUGACUUGGGUUAGGCACAUACAGAAUGUGGCGGGGUUAAACAUGUUUGCGGCCGCCCAACCCUCCCCCUAACCUAGGACAGUGGUGUAACAGCACAAUAUAUAUACAAAUUAUAUAAAUCUGGCGAAAAGGGCUUAAUUCAUCAUAUCGAUGCAAAGCAGAAAAACAAGUAACAAAAACACAGAACGGACGUGGCAGGGUAUUUAUACAUCCCAACAACAAAAAAGACACAAAGUACAGAUCUGAAAGUACUCGCAGUUACUGACAGCUAGUUCAAAGCUAUAACAACUAAUAAAAAAAAUCGUGUACUUAAGACUAGAGUAUCAAUCAGUAGGCCCGAGAACACAGUUAUUUCGUAGUGCAUUUCUUUUAGACAGUAAAUUCAAAUUAAAAAAAUCGCACCUGCUCUAUCUCGAAAAGAUUUUUACUGUGUAGUGUACUACUAUUGAUACAAAUAAUAUCAAAAUUAUAGAAACUUCUACCAGCUCUAACUCAAAAUAUUGACAAUUCUGUGUUAAGGGGGGCUAAAAAUCAGUUUGACAGCUUCAGACAUUCUAAUUUUUGACCUUUUUUAACUGGACCAAAUCACUACUUAACAUAAAGAUUCAGCACCCAAAUUUUUUUAACAUGUAAUUUCAUCCCCUUAAUAUUUCAUGCAUAAAAUAUCAAGAAAUAACUUGGGAAAGUGUAUAAAAAAAAUGCAAGUUUACACUGUUUUCACUAGGAACAUGCCCUUGUGCAAUGCCACAAUAAAGGUAUUGAAAAUAUUGUAGAACCGUGAAUGUUCAUCUGUUAUUAAAUUUUCUUCUCCGGUACUGAGGUAACUGAUAUAUACACCGUUAGAAUCACUGUUGCUUUUGUGGUGUAAGAAAAAAACAUGCCUUAUCAAAUCCAAUACUUCCUAAUACUAAAUUGAACGACUGGGCUAGAAACUGGAAUUUAAUUAUAGAAAAACCUUACCUUCUGAAGUCUGGCAAAAUCGAUUUGACAAUUAUGAGGUUUAUUUUUAUGAGUAUUGAUAACAGGAAUUAUUCUUCAGUCAUGACGUUGCUGACAGAGGUUCUAGUCUUGCAAGGUCUUAUUACACUGUCGAAAGCAAAUUUGAAACUUCUUUGGCCAUUUGACGAUAAAGCAUAUGCCCGUGAGGUAAACAUAAAUAACCCAACUCAAGAUGAUUCCGCAGGGUGUGAUAUGACAUUUAGUAACAUAAAACCUCCUGGAUUUUCAAUUCAAAGUGCAGUAUUUGACGGAAGCACUCAUUACGAUAUCAGACUUGAAGGGGUAACUGUGAGCGAUUUUUCUUUCUCUUUUUGGUUAAGAACACCGAUACAGAAUGGUGCCUUAUUUCAUUACAAACCUGAUGAUCCGGUCACUGACUUGCAAGAUAUUAAAUUGUGGCUUGUAACUAAACAAAUUCACUUUGCAAGGGUGUUACAAUCUAAAACCGAAACCGAGGUUUGUGGGUCAAGUGUCUCGCAAGACGAGUGGUACUACAUUUCUUAUGGAAUAGAUAAAUCAACUGGGAAAAUGUGGAUGUACAUGGGUACCAGUAAAGUGUAUGAUAAAGAUGAAUCUUAUAAAGACAAUGUAAUCUUCCCUGUGCCGGGCACUCUUCGGGUUGGUGGAAUGUUCGAUAGCUCUUUCGGAAAUUUUGAAGGCUUAAUUACAUGUGUCGGCUUUCACAGUGAUUCGGAACCAAGUAUUUCCUUAACAAAGACGCCAUGUACUUCACCCACACGGGAUACAUACACACCAUCAUGCAGUAGUAGCAUCAGAGGGAACUUUGGUGGAACAAAGGGACGCUUUGAUCUCUAUUCAGGAUCUGUCAAUGCCCUCGAAGAAAUUUUUAGUGUAAACCGGUGCGGUGUGGUAGCAUGUGGUUCCUUAUGUUUACAACUUGGCGAAUGUCUUUACUUUCAGUAUGACAGAUUAACAGUUGGAUGCACAAGAUGUUAUAUAUUUAAAAUUGGUACUGGAAAUGCUAUUCCAGCAAAUGGACAUUUCUUUAAGUUAGCAUUUUUUGUAUGACAAUAUUUUUUAAAAAGUAAAGGAAACAAGACUUUUAAUCCAAAUUUAAGGCCUUCGAACAAUUUUUAGGAACAUGUCAUUGCGAAAUGCAUAACAUGUUGAGAUACACCGCAUGGCUUACUGUUGCAUUGUGGGAAGAAAUAGAGCAUGCUAUAAAAUAUAUUGUAAUAAUUUUUUUAUAAGGAGAAACCCGUUAUAAAUUA
Molecule: messenger RNA, 3346 nt
Organism: Mytilus californianus (California mussel)
Lineage: Eukaryota; Metazoa; Mollusca; Bivalvia; Mytilida; Mytilidae
Exons: 3
Coding region: 2109-3143 (344 amino acids)
Source: RefSeq, a predicted model, not a curated record